Messenger RNA from Acipenser ruthenus (sterlet), 4562 nucleotides. Its product is annotated as axin-2-like. The transcript is spliced from 11 exons. Bases 671 to 3151 code for a protein of 826 amino acids. The record is from RefSeq and is a predicted model, not a curated record. Lineage: Eukaryota; Metazoa; Chordata; Actinopteri; Acipenseriformes; Acipenseridae. Gene Ontology annotation, biological process: negative regulation of canonical Wnt signaling pathway.
CGGUAUAAUGCUAUUGGGGCGGCAGAUCACUUACUUCUGACGUUCCAAAGCCUCGGGGAGUUGGCUCAAGAUUGCUUGUCUUUGAUAAGGUCCUUGCAACUUAAUAGCAACUUUGCUUUCAAAAAACGAAUAAACUCUCAUUAAAAAAAAAUCGAACGAGCCGCGAUGUAUGUCUAGGUGUCUGUAUUAUUAGAUAAAAGGACGAGAUGCAGAACAGAAACGUUGUGUUUUUUUUACAGUGAGUAAAACGAGAUCAUUAUUUUAUACACCCCUUGCUGGACCAGGCCGUCGGUUCCUCGCUUUGAUGUCCACAGCUAAACCUACAGAACAGUUUUUGUUAGGAAUUACAAUAGCCCGGAGGACAUUUGGAGCAAGCAAUGACUGCUUGAAUCACAACCUGUACUGAAGGCAAACGGGCUCUUUUUAAAAGGGGGGGAAGUCCGAUUUUAAACCCAGAACGAAACGCACCGCGGCUCAGUGCAGAUUGUGGAUUACUUUUUUCCCUGCGUGAAAGAGAGAAAGCAAGGUGUUUUGUUUUUUCCCAGGAGCUGAAAACUAAUGGAUCGAUGAGAGAAGGGCUGAGCAGACCCCCGCUGUCCUGUGAGAUUACUGUGGCACUCUCAAAGGAGAACGCGAGACUCCGGCGGCGGCAGCAGCCCGAACCCGAGCCAUGAUUAGGACGCUUACGGACAGCUUCAGAGAAGAUGCACCUCGACCUCCGGUACCAGGGGAGGAAGGAGAGUCCUCAUGCCAGCCCCCGCGCAAGCUCGCCAUGAAAACCCCAAAGGCGAAGACAACCGUCGCACCCCUCUCCUCGGACGCCACGCCGCGGAGGAACGAGGGUGAACUCGGGGAGCCCGAAGGCAGCGCCUCCCCGGACUCCCCACUCUCUCGGUGGACAAAGUCGCUGCACUCCCUGCUGGGGGACCAGGACGGUGCUCACUUGUUCAGGACCUUUUUGGAACGCGAGAAAUGCGUUGACACUUUAGACUUCUGGUUCGCCUGCAACGGAUUCAGGCAAAUGGACCUCAAGGAAACCAAAACGCUACGAGUUGCCAAAGCUAUUUACAAGAGGUAUAUCGAGAACAACAGCAUCGUUGCCAAGCAGCUUAAACCCGCCACGAAAACCUACAUAAGGGAUAGUGUUAAGAAGCAGCAGAUCGACUCUGCGAUGUUUGAUCAGGCGCAGACCGAGAUUCAGACAACGAUGGAGGAGAACGCCUACCAGAUGUUUUUGACUUCUGAUGUAUACCUCGACUACGUACGGACCGGGGGCGAGAACCCGGCGUGCGCGAACCUGAACGGGCCAGGGAGUCUGAAAGUCGUGUGUGGCUACUUGCCUACCCUGAACGAAGAGGAGGAGUGGACUUGCAACGAUUUCAAAGCCAAGGCGCUGGCAUCUGUGGUGGGACUUUCUUCAAAAUCGUUAAGGGCAACCGCAUCACUGAGAACUACGGAAGUCAUUGAAAAUGGUUACAGGUCCUAUAGACGUAAGGACCCUGUCAACCCGUACCAUGUCAAUUCUGGUCAUGUGUUUGCUCCUGCAACCAGUGCGAACGACAGUGAAGUAUCCAGCGACGCCAUGACUGACGAUUCCAUGUCCAUGACUGAUAGCAGUGUAGAUGGGAUUCCUCCGUACAGACUGGGGAAGAAACACUUGCAGCGGGAGAUGCAGCGCAGUGUCAAGAUGAAUGGCCAGGUCUCGCUACCUCAUUUUCCCAGGACACACCGGCUGCCCAAGGAGAUGACUCCCGUGGACCCAGCCUCCUUCGCUGCGGAGCUCAUCGCCCGGCUGGAGAAGCUCAAGAGGGAGCAGGAAACCAUGAGCAGCCUGGAGGAGAGGCUGCAGCAAAUCAAAGAGGAGGAGGAGAAAGAGGAUACUGAGGUGCCAGCCGGGAGCGAGCAGGCUGCUCUGGAGGCAGCACACCUCCAGCCUCACUCCCUGGCUCUGCUACCGUCGUCGGGCAGCUGCGAGGAAGACCCCCAGGCCAUCCUGGACGAGCACUUGUCAAGGGUGCUGAAGACACCAGGGUGCCAAUCUCCGGGAGUGGGCCGCCACUCCCCCCGCUCCAAAUCCCCAGACCACCACCACUACCCCCUGCACCGGGGCAGCGUGCCCUCGCUGCCGUAUCCCCUGGGCUCCAAACCCUUCGUCACCAAGCAGUCCACCAAACAUGUUCACCACCACUACAUCCACCACCACUCGGGGCCCAAGAGCAAGGAGCAGAUCGAGGUGGAGGCUGCCCAGCGGGUGCAGUGCCUGUGCCCGGGCAGCACGGACUACUGCCCCUACCCCAAAUGCAGAAGCCACUCGAAAGACCAGUCCGCGGGGCAAGGGGAUCAAUACGGAUUUGGCAGCCGGUCUAGCACGCUGUCUAAGAGGAGCUGCAAAGCCAGCGAGAACUCCGCAUUUCCCAACGGGGACGGGGGGAUGGGCUCUGGGCAGCUUCCCUCGGACGGGACGGACCGCUCCCACAGCGUCUGGCAGUGGAUGUUGGAGGGGGAGAGGCAGAGCAAGCACAAAACACACAGCACUCAAGGUACGAAGAAGGUGUACGGCUCCGACUCGAGAGGAGCCCCUGGGGAGAGGUCCGGUCGCCAGCACUUGUGGGGGAGCGGCGGUCACCAGCGGACACACCAGCCAGCCCACCCCUUCAUCCAGGACCCGGCCAUGCCCCCCCUGCCCCCUCCCAACACCCUGGCACAGCUGGAGGAGGCCUGCCGGCGCCUGGAGGAGGUGUCCAAGCCAGCCAAACAGAGGUAUUCAACAUCAAGCCUUCAGAGAGACAGGAGUCACCCAAGUACUUUGCAAAGUGGAGUCCCGCCUUUAUCAAGUCCUGGACUUCAAACAGAAGAACACAAAGAACCAAAGAGAGCGCACAGUGGUCCCAGUGGCCAGGCCAGUGAGAUGGUGGUUACGUACUUUUUCUGUGGCGAGGAAAUCCCUUACAGAAGGAUGAUGAAGUCACACUGUCUGACGCUGGGGCACUUUAAGGAACAGCUCCGGAAAAAAGGAAAUUACAGGUACUAUUUCAAGAAGGCCAGCAGUGAGUUUGACUGUGGUGCGGUUUUUGAGGAGAUCUGGGAGGACUGCACAGUUUUGCCCAUGUAUGAGGGGAAGAUUCUGGGGAAAGUGGAAAGAGUCGACUAAAGAGAAAGGACUUUUGAAGAUUCUUUUUUAAGCUAAAGAGGUAUAUCCAGGAGACCACACAUUUGAAGGAAAAAUGAGCCAAUGAAGAAGAAGUAAUAAUAGGAAACGGAGUGGAUGGAAGACUUACCUGACAGCAGCAGGGAUUGCGUUAUACAGGUUCAUAAACUUGGCGUGGAGAAAUAUAAAGAGCUCAGAACUGUGUGUAGCUGAAAAAAAUAAACAUGACCACUGAUUGGUUAUUGAAGACGCUGACCAUUGCAAAAAAGACUUUAUUGUAAAAACCGCGGACUUCCUGAGGAUAAGGAAUUGACAGACAUGGAACUGGACUGUGCGUCUGCCUUGUUGCUUUUUGUUUCAGUUUUUAUAUAUAUAUUAUUAUUAUAUUAUAUAUUAUUAAUAAACCUUAAUAUAUAUUUCUUAAACUGUCACCCCCUGUCCCUACUCCACCGUGUCCAGAUUAUGGAUAUGCUGCUUCAAAAAAAAUUGAGAGAACGAAAGUUGUCUUUCCGAUUUUUACAAGGAUUUCAUUACAGCGCAUCCUUGUUUUUUUUUUUUUUCCCCCGAAGAUGAAUUAUAAAAAAUAAUGAUUUGCACCUGUUGAAUCCACUGGUGUCGAAGUGGACCAGUCUUAAUCCAUGGUGCUGAAUCGCUCGGGUUCACGUGCACUCCUUCUAAAAUAGUGGAUGUUUUUAAGUUGCCUCUAGUGCCUCUCUGUGGCCGGGCAUUGCACAGACUAGAUAAGAAUUCAAACAGCCUGGAAUACACGACCUGAAUCACAAGACACGUCGUAACGUUAUUAAAUAAGAAUUCAUUCAUUAUUUAAAAUAACAACAGCAAACAAGUUUACAUUAAAGUAGCAGGCGCACCAAAAUACCAUUGUGUAUUUAAUGAUAACCUGUAUCCAGGAAAUAUUCUUGUGUAUUAAAGAACGUGUGUCUCUCACACACACACACACACACACACACACACACAGAGUUUGUAAAAGAAAAAGACACUCCACAAUCGCAUUUUUAAAUUUUUUUUUUUUUUUUAUUGCUGUAAAACAUUAUCUAAGAAAGAAAAAAUGUACAUAUUGUAACGAUUGUAUUGUAAGAAUUGUAAUACACCGUGGGAUAGUGCUGAAUUAGUACGCGUGCCUGCAUGGUGUUAAAAUGCCAUGUGUCGCCCUGUGUUCAGGGCACAAUAUUCCCUUGCUUUUUUAAGGGGCUUAUGUUUUUAAAGAUAUUUUUAUCAGUCUUGUAAUGUAGUUUUUUUUUGUUUUUUAGUUUUUUGCCAUGGCAUUUUUGUUCUACUUUAAACUGUAAAUUAUGCAUUAUAAAAAGUUUCCUUAAAAGAAUCCUUGGUACUUUAAUUAUUGUAAUUAUUAAGAGAUGUAGCCUUUUAUUAAAAUUUUAUAUUUUUCAAAUGAAAA